AUGCCCUUCGGCAGUCGUCACCGUGUUGUUGCGGAAGUGCUAGUGAUGCUCACCGCUGUCAGUUGCUUUCAUUCCUCUGAGCAGAUUUAACUCACCGGUCCGUGUUUGUAGCCACAUCACUUAUAUAUAAAAUAACUACUGGAGUAAUGGCGGCUCUGAAAUACGCAGGUAUGGACGAUACAGACAGUGAGGACGAGUUACCGCCCGGGUGGGAAGAGAGGUCUACUAAAGAUGGAUGGGUCUACUAUGCGAGCCAUGAUGAGAUGAAGACACAGUGGGAACACCCCAAGACUGGAAAGAAAAAGCGUUGUGCUGGAGAUUUACCGUAUGGCUGGGAGCAAGAAACCGAUGAAAAAGGACAGAUCAUUUAUGUUGAUCACAUUAACAAGCGGACCACAUAUUUUGAUCCGCGUCAGGCGUUCACAGUAGAGGAUGUGGUGGUGAAGCCAAAGCGAUACGAUGGCAACACUGCUGCUCUCGAGAUCCUGCAAGGUCGCGACUUCUCUGACAAGGUUGUCGUCAUCACUGGGGGCAACUCGGGCGUCGGCUUUGAGACAGCCAGGUCUUUUGCUCUUCACGGCGCCCAUGUGAUUCUGGCGUGUCGGAACCUGUCCCGGGCCAUCAAGGCCAGUAGCCUCAUACAGCAGGAGUGGCACAGAGCACGAGUGGAAGCCAUGAUGUGCGACCUGGCCUCUCUCCGCAGUGUCCGGGAGUUUGCUGAGUCUUUCAAGGCCAAGAAGCUGCCCUUGCACAUCCUGGUGUGUAAUGCAGGAGUGUGCACUCAACCCUGGAGCCUGACGGAGGACGGCCUGGAGUCCACCUUCCAGAUCUGCCACCUAGGUCACUUCCUUCUUGUCCAGUGCCUGCAGGACGUGCUGCGCUGCUCAGCGCCCGCCCGCGUUGUUGUCGUGUCUUCAGAGUCUCACAGGUUCACGGACCUUCUAGACACGUGUGGUAAGGUGGACCUCUCGCUGCUGUCCCCCCCGAAGAAGGAGUACUGGUCCAUGCUGGCGUACAAUCGGGCCAAACUCUGUAACGUUCUCUUCAGCAAUGAGCUCAACCGCCGCCUCUCGCCUCAUGGCGUCACCUCCAACGCAUUGCAUCCUGGGAACCUGAUGUACACCUCAAUCCACCAGAGCUGGUGGCUGAUGACCUUUCUCUUCACGCUGGCCAGACCUUUCACCAAGUCCAUGCAACAAGGGGCGGCCACCACGGUGUACUGCGCCGUGGCCCCGGAGCUGGAGGGGCUGGGAGGCAUGUACUUCAACAACUGCUUCCGCUGCCUGCCGUCCAUGCAGGCCCAGGACCAGAGCUGCGCCGCCAGACUGUGGGAGCUGAGCGAGCGCCUGGUGGCAGAGACGUCUGCGGGGGUGAAGGCCCUCUGAUGGACAUGAGGACGAGGAGCAGGAUGAGGAAGAGGAGGGGGACUAGCCAAAAAGUAAUAAAAAUCAUGUCGACGUCCAGUUUGAUAUAAACUGAAGAAAAGAUAACUGCACUCUGACUGCACUAUACAAGAGCUGCCAACCACGGACGUCCAUCACGUGACUACAGGGGCUAAAACACACUACAUAUACAGUACAGGGGGGGGGAUCCAUAUACACUAUUGAAUAAAAAAAUCAAAGUCUUAGUUGUGUGCAGCUCUGUUGUGGUUCUUUACAGUGGGGGGCAGGAGAAGAUUUGGGAUGAAUUCAUGGGUCUUACAGUUUGUUCUUACUCUCUUUUAUAAACUUGUUACGUCUAUUUCAGGACUGUGUAUUUGAAAAUGACCUGUUCUCGCUAACAGCACAUGGUUAAUGAAUAAGCAUCCACUCCAAAGCUUAUGCAUCUGAUUCCAGUAUUAGUGAACCACCCGGCGAAUAUUCUGUCUUUCCAAUUAUUGUCUGUGUUUUCAGUUUCCUGUUGUCGAGCUCUAUGUAGAUAAUGAUGUUUCCUAUCCAGAUACAGUGAGAAUUGUUUAAGCAUUGUGCUAAAUCUUUUUUUUUGGGCACAAAAGAAAUAAGGAGUAAUGGGCAUGUGACACUUAUGGAUAUAUAAACACACUAGAAGUAUGAUCCUUAUGGCUAUAUACAUUAUUCUGCAAUAGUUUCAUCUCCUAUCAAUGUCCCUAUUCGUUUACUGUACAAUAUUUACAUCCUGAUUUCGGGGCAUGUGCUAAAAGGGUGUGGACAUCAUAUUUUUUCUGUUCGCUAUCGGACUCAGCCUAAGUAUUAAUAAUCUAUACUCUGGUAAGUCUUAAUUACAAUUUGGAGGUAUUAACGGGAUGAUCUGUGUCCACUUGAACACAGUUGGUGGAGAAUAUUAUUUCCAGAGUCCGUGAUCUUUAAUUUCUGUGUUUCCUCCCUUGAUGUUUGACCAGAAAAAUAUGGGAUUUCAGUCUCUUGUUGUUUUUUUUUUUCUUCUUCAUCGUUGUAUUAAUGUUGAACUCUGGCCUUGGGUUUGUUUCUCUGUUUGGACGCUUUAGAGACCUUGUGCUUUAUGGCAGUCGGGAUGCCGUAGGUUGCUCUUGAAACAUCAGCGUUCCAGUGUCAUAUCUGUAAGAAAACACAAACAAAAAGUAUCGUGAGAUAAGAUUCAGCAAGUAACAUGUGUGUGAAAUCUUUUUAACCACAGAAAGUGAAAUGUCCAUUCAUGUGCGCGCCAUUAGAGGGAGAUGUGUGUGUGUAGAGAAACAACACUGAAGCCUUGCCGCUGCCACACUGUGUUUGAUGAUACAAAAAUAAAACCAUAUAAUUUUU
This is a messenger RNA of Hippoglossus stenolepis (Pacific halibut), 2735 nucleotides long. It is a transcript of the gene wwox, whose product is annotated as WW domain containing oxidoreductase. Bases 147 to 1385 code for a protein of 412 amino acids. Lineage: Eukaryota; Metazoa; Chordata; Actinopteri; Pleuronectiformes; Pleuronectidae. The record is from RefSeq and is a predicted model, not a curated record. The transcript has 9 exons. Gene Ontology annotation, molecular function: protein binding.